AUAGUACCCUUAACCUUCUUCAUCGUAUAAAACCUUUCACAAUUCAUUCUCUCCAUUAAUCAAAUCAAAUCCUUAGGGUUUUCUUCGUACAAUCGGAGAAGAGAUUACAAAGGAGAAGAUGCGUCACGACGAAGCUAACGGAGAUGAAAACAACAAAAACGAGAAUUACUUAGCUCUGGGCUUGGAGAGCUCGCCUUUCAAGUCUCUUGGUGGCAAAGACUCAAAGUCUCGACAGGAUGUUGAAAAGGAAUCUUCAAGAAGCAGAGGCAAGGGCCGUGAGAGUGAGAGGAGCAGGGAGAGAGAUAGGGAGCGAGACCGCCAUAGUGAGAGAGAUGAUGAUGAUCACAGAAUUCGAAGGAGGAGGUCUCGCGAUCGUGAGAGAGAGGAGAGACACAGGCGACGUUCACGCUCUCGAUCGAGAAGUCGCUCGCGUAGGUCUGAGCAUAGAUCACGUUCCCGGUCAAGACCACCGUCCAAGAGCAAGAGGGUAAGUGGAUUCGAUAUGCCGCCCCCUUCUUCUGCAAUGUUAGCUCCUACGGCAGUUGCUGCAGCAGUUUUGGAAACAUCAUAGUCGGUUACACGGUGUGACUUUGUAAGAAGGCAUGUUGGGUUAGUUUACCCACUGUGCGGACAAUGAGCAGACCCCUCUAGCUUUUAAUAGUACAAAGAGGAAUCAGUGCAACGGUUGUCAUGGGUAUUCUUCGUCUUCGACUGGCAGCUAUAUGAAAGAAUAUGCUCAACGAUAUGUUCCUAUAUUCUAGGAUCUCGUUACUUGACCAUAUCCCUUGUAUAGUGGAACCGUAGAACAACCUUGUGUAUAUAUUGAUUGUAUCGUGUUUAUGUUUGAUCAAGGAAAUACAUACAAUUUCAUGGUAUCAGAGCUAAAGCUCUUGAGACCCUAAUCUUCUUCCUCUUCCCUUUCUUUCUAAAUUUCUUUCUACCAUCCCUCUCUUCUAAAGUUCUCUGCCAAUGGCCGCACCAAAUCCCGUUGAUUUCGACCGUGAUUACUUAUAUUCUCAUGAUUUCUUCUCACCUAGCAACUGGGAGCGCUUUCUUUAUUGCCAGUUCAGGCAAUGACUCAGCAGGCAACUAGGCAUGCUAGACGUGUCUAUGUUGGUGGCCUUCCACCCACUGCAAAUGAACAGUCGGUGGCAACUUUCUUUAGCCAAGUGAUGUCAGCGGUUGGGGGAAACACUGCUGGGCCAGGCGAUGCGGUGGUGAAUGUUUAUAUAAACCAUGAAAAGAAGUUCGCCUUUGUAGAGAUGAGAUCUGUUGAGGAGGCUAGUAAUGCAAUGGCAUUAGACGGAAUUAUAUUAGAGGGGGUUCCUGUAAAGGUGAAGAGGCCUACUGACUAUAACCCAUCCCUUGCUGCAGCUCUUGGUCCGAGCCAGCCUAAUCCCAAUCUCAACUUGGCGGCUGUUGGAUUUUCCUCGGGGUCUACUGGUGGGCUUGAGGGUCCGGACCGCUUAUUUGUGGGUGGGAUUCCAUAUUACUUGACAGAGGAUCAGAUCAGGGAGCUCUUGGAGUCCUUUGGGCCGCUAAGAGGUUUCAACUUGGUUAAAGACAGGGAAUCCGGAAACUCGAUGGGAUAUGCAUUCUGUGUAUUCCAGGAUCCUUCAGUCACAGAUAUUGCAUGUGCUGCUCUAAACGGGAUUAAGAUGGGCAAUAAGACACUUACGGUAAGGCGUGCAGUCCAAGGUGCGAUUCAACCUAAGCCUGAGCAAGAAGAUAUAUUACUUCAUGCCCAACAGCAGAUUGCUUUGCAGAGGCUUAUGCUACAACCAGGAGGCACGCCCACCAAGAUUGUAUGUUUGACUCAAGUGGUUACAGCUAAUGUUCUUGGAGACGAUAAAGAAUAUGAAGACAUAAUGGAGGACAUGAGACAGGAAGGUGGAAAAUUUGGUAACUUGGUGAAUGUUGUGAUUCCGAGGCCCAAUCCGGAGCAUGAUCCAACACCAGGAGUUGGGAAGGUUUUCUUAGAGUAUGCGGAUUUGGACAGCGCAGCAAAGGCAAGAUCUGGGAUGAAUGGAAGAAAGUUUGAUGGAAACCAAGUGGUAGCUGUGUAUUACCCCGAAAACAAGUAUGCACAAGGCGACUACGAAGCCUGCUGAUCCUUCUUUACUUUCUUUGGACCUCUUAGCAAGAAGUUUGAAUCUUUUUUUUUUUUAAUGUAUGGAGUGUUCAGAUUAUGACUGCAUUAGUAUCAAUUGAGUGUAUUGGAUAAUUUAGUCUUUGGUUUCAUUGAAACACCCUUUUGAGUUAUGUUA
Messenger RNA from Brassica napus (rape), 2267 nucleotides. Its product is annotated as splicing factor U2af large subunit B. Lineage: Eukaryota; Viridiplantae; Streptophyta; Magnoliopsida; Brassicales; Brassicaceae. Gene Ontology annotation, cellular component: U2-type prespliceosome; U2AF complex; nuclear speck. The transcript has 14 exons. The coding region runs from base 1074 to 2111 and encodes 345 amino acids. Gene Ontology annotation, molecular function: pre-mRNA 3'-splice site binding; poly-pyrimidine tract binding. The record is from RefSeq and is a predicted model, not a curated record. Gene Ontology annotation, biological process: mRNA processing.